Perca flavescens (yellow perch) is the source of this 1466-nucleotide messenger RNA. Its product is annotated as CD209 antigen-like protein E. Bases 173 to 991 code for a protein of 272 amino acids. NCBI's taxonomy places the organism in Eukaryota, Metazoa, Chordata, Actinopteri, Perciformes, Percidae. The transcript is spliced from 7 exons. The record is from RefSeq and is a predicted model, not a curated record.
UGCACCCACGCUUCUUCCCCUUUACAACAAGUUCUUAUUAGCUGCCGAAUUGAAAGAAAACCCCAGUCACAAUCUCAAGGCAGAAGUCCAGUAAAGACCAUCACAUCGGAGCAGACUCCCUCCUAACAGCUCUCAUACAGGACUGCAGCAGGACUUUAAACAUUUGUUCAGGAUGAACAGAAAUCCACAGGAGGAAAUUGAGGGAAUCGAGGAGGAAGCAGAAGCUGUCUAUGUUACUCUGCCAGCAUGCACUGUGGAGAAAGUGGCAGCUCCUCCAGACCAGAGGUUUCUCUGCUUCUCUCAGUAUUUUCUACCGAUAGCAGUGUGUUGGCUGAUACUGUUGGUCAUCAUGGGCCUCCGUAUAUACUUUGCUACAUUAGGUCAGGAGAGUGCUGUUAGUGAGCUGAUGGCAGCCAAUCGCAACCUGACAAACCUCAACGACAAACUCAGUGUCUUAGAAAACCAGAUCACAAACCUGACUGCAGUAAACCAGGAGCUGGAGACGGAGAGGAACAACUUAAGAGGACCAAUACAAAACAUCAGUCGAGCUCAGUGCAGCAUCGAUGAAUACGGCCCCAACGUAAAUAACGUUUCAGAGAGACAGUGUAGACCUUGUCAGAAGGGCUGGGAACUCAUCAAUUCCUGCUGCUAUCUGAUUAAUGGUCCUCCUGAAGAGAAAACCUGGGAAGAAGCUCGAGAACACUGCAGAGCACGGAGCUCAGAUUUGGUUGUUAUACAAACUCAAGAUGAACAGAAUGUACUCCGUCGUUACAGCCGGAACAGAUCCUGGAUUGGUCUGAGGGCUGAAGGAGGGAGAUGGAAGUGGAUCGAUGGAAGUGAUCUGACUCAAAGUGUCAGCUACUGGAUAGAUGAACCAUCAUCUGCUGCUGACGGUCAGUGUGCAGUUACUACAUAUCUUUUCAGAUGGAGAUCAGCGAGCUGUGCUGAGAGAAACGGAUGGAUCUGCAAAAAGAAGGCUUUAUCUGUUUAAACACUGCAGUCAGACUUGAGAAGGUUACUGGAUACUCUGCAUGAUAAUAUCAACUGGCUUCAUUAAUAUCAAACUGGGAAGACUUCUACGUCACAAUUAAAAAUGUUUCAUAUAUAGGCAUGUUAUUUAGUUUACUGUAUAAAAAAGAGAAAAUAUUUACAAUUACUUCCAAAGCUGUGUGUGGAUGUGUGUGUGUGUGUAUAGAUAUUGGAUUAUAUAGGUAUGCUACUAAACUGUUAACUAUUAAUAACUGUUAAUGUGCUUUUGUUCUCCUUUGUUAGAGAUGUGAUGUUUAUAAUUUGUAUAUCAGCAGAUUGAUGAGAGAUACAGACAGACUGCUCAGCUUCCUGUUUCCUGUGUGACAGGUUAUAUUGUUGCUACUCAUGAGCCAAAAUGGAGGCACAGCAUCACUUGUUUUUUCUUCAGCAUUUAAUGUAAAUCAUAUUAAUAUGUAGAGUGUUUCAUCUAUGUAGAA